Molecule: messenger RNA, 2930 nt
Organism: Hyla sarda
Lineage: Eukaryota; Metazoa; Chordata; Amphibia; Anura; Hylidae
Product: NXPE family member 4-like
Exons: 6
Coding region: 353-2008 (551 amino acids)
Source: RefSeq, a predicted model, not a curated record
ACAAGCUAGAUUUUUUAAUAUAAGAUAAUAUUCAACAUUUGUGUAAUAAAAACAAAACAAAAACAAAAACAGGUUUACUGCAGAUAAAUACAUUUAGAAAAGGUUUGAAGAAGAAACAAACUUCAGCAAAUAAGAUGCAGGCUGAAUAAGAAGCCAACGGCAGCCUCGUCAUAAUCCUUUGAAAACAGAAAGGAGGGGGUUACAGCACAGUGAUUGGAUGACGUCACCUUAUUUAGUCACAGCAAACAGAAGGAGGAAGAGGAGUCAUGAAGAGUGAGGGCGAAAGACGGACAGGCCCCUGCACAGGGUGAAGAAGCAAGAGAGAAAGAAGGGCACCAUUGCCUUUUCUCCGAUGGCUCUGGUGAGAAACAAGUCCUUUGCACCAGUGUUGUUUGCCGCCAUCUUCCUGCUGAGUUUCCUCUGGUACAGUAGUGUAUUCCAGGAUUCCCUAAAACACUUGAUGGGAAAUUGUUUUGGUCCAGUCAUGGGAAUUAAUUUCACCUUCCAGCCGAAUAAAGCAGCAGCUCCACGGCCAAGAUCGUUUGAUCUUCAGUCUGAAAUAAAUUCAGUCUUCAACAAAAUCCAAAGAAUCAUCCCAAAUGUUACAUUCACCUUUUUUAAUAGAAGUACAAGUGCGAAAAUCAGUAAGGUGUCCAUAGUCAACAGGAGGGAGCAUUACUGUCUUGGAGAAGACCUUGUGGUACAAGUUGAUAUGUACGAUCAUCUGGGUGACAGGAAAACCUAUGGAGGAGACUUCAUAAGAUCACGACUCUUUUCUCACAAACUCGGAGCUGCUGUGUCUGGGAGGGUUGAAGACUUUCAUAAUGGAUCCUACCAUGUGCACUUUCCAUUGCGUUGGGUGGACAGUAAUAAAACCAAGGUGUCCAUUCAACUGAUGCAUCCCAGUGAAGGGAUUGCAGCCCUCUGGAGAGCACGACAUGCCAGUCUAGGGGUACUUGGUUUCAAUGGAAAAUAUGAAUGCCUUGGUAAGGAAGCUAUCACAGACUGUCACUUUCAAUUGAACACAACCGAAGAGGUUUGUGAGUACAAAGAUAAGUUCUAUGAAGAGGCCUUCUACUGUAUUAAACCUAAGAACAUUUCCUGUGAAUGUUUACAUGAUAUGAGAGCUGUGGAUCCUCGAGUGUCCUACCUUACCGAGGGGGAGGGGUCACUAUUUGCAAGGUCCAAUAUUGGUGUGGAAAUGGCCAAAGGUUUGAAGACCAUAGUCAUUACGGAUUGUGGAUCUUAUUCAUCAACAUCAAAGCCAAAAUGUCAGACAGGGAUGAGCUCUCCCGUCCCCAGUGGACACUUCUACAACCGCACCUGGCACCCGGAUUAUUGUGAGAUGACAGUCUAUAAAACACAGGAUGACUUCACUGAAUGUCUACAGGGGAAGAAGCUCUUCCUCAUCGGAGACUCUACGCUACGUCAGUACAUCAUACACUUAACUGAGGGAACCAAGAUUGUUAAAUAUUUCCGUUUUCAUGAGGGCGGAUGGCAUUCCUGGCAGAAAACACUAGAAGCUUUGAACAUGGAUAAAGACAUUUAUGUCUCCUACAAGAGACAUGGCUUUCCACUGGAAAGCUUCGGAUUCUAUUACUUUAAAGAGGACAUGUACACAAGUCGUCAGAUCGAUCAACGUGGCGGAGGGAAAGACACCAUCUUUGUUAUUAGUAUGGGACAACAUUUUAGACAGUUUCCACUAACACUCUACAUCAGACGAGCUAUAAACAUCCGCAGAGCCGUUGAACGUCUGUUCCUACGGAGUCCGGAUACCAAAGUCAUCAUCAAGACAGAAAACACCAGACAAUUUGCUACUCUUCCAGAGAGGGUUGGUGACUUCCACGGUUAUACCCAAUACCUGGUGCUAAGGGAAGUCUUUGUAGGGAUGAAUGUGGGCUUUGUGGAUGCGUGGGACAUGACGGUGGCUUCCUGCAUAGAGUCUGUUCAUCCGUUUGGAUACACACUUAAUAAUAUUUUGAGCAUGACGUUCUCCAUGGCUUGUUAAGAAUUUUAUCUUUCUUUACUGAGGCUAGGAAAAGAUAUGAGACUGCUAUAUAAAACUAGUCUCUCAGGGAAACUGAGCACGCCAUCUGUAAAUGAUUUGAUGAAGGUCAAAUAAACCCAUUUACCAUAAAUCUGACCUUGAAGAGCUAUAAGAAAUGAAACUUUAUAAGGAAGGCUUGGGAACCAUCUCCCUGUACCUUGGAAUACAACCAGAGUGCCGCCCAGUGGCAUCACAAGGUUGGUAGGGUUGGUUCACAGUAGCCGAGAUCAGCAGAGGUGCUGAAGCCAGAUUGUUACUGGGCUAAAAAAGAAAAGAAAAAGGUAACAGAGAGGCUGUGUAAGGAACUUGACCUUAAAGGGGUUCUCCGGUGCUUAGACAUCUUAUCCCCUAUCCAAAGGAUAGGGGAUAAGAUGCCUGAUCGCGGGAGUCCCGCCGCUGGGGACCCCCGUGAUCUUGCAUGCGGCACCCCGUUUGUAAUCAGUCCCCGGAGCGUGUUCGCUCAGGGUCUGAUUACUGUUGAUCACGGGGCCGGCAGCGUGUGACGUCACGCCUCCGCCCCCGUGUGACCUCACAUGGGCACUCAGCGUGAUGUCACAUGGGGGCGGGACUCCCACGAUCAGGCAUCUUAUCCCCUAUCCUUUGGAUAGGGGAUAAGAUGUCUAAGCACCGGAGUACCCCUUUAAGUCCUUAGGUUUGCUUUCCUCUACUGAAUCAGUUUGUCUGAGGUAACACAUUUUAAAGUUUGUUUUGUCGGGCUCCUGGUAGUAAGCCACCUGUAUAGUGAGGGCAACUUAAAGUGAUUAGUUAGUGCUAGACAAGCAGGUUUUGUUUUGUGCCAAUAUGAAUACAACUGUAUUUUCUGUUUGAAAAUAAAAAGCAGAACAAGCCCUGCGUCUGAACUGUGUCACUGUCUCUGACUGCU